Prorocentrum cordatum is the source of this 1440-nucleotide messenger RNA. Lineage: Eukaryota; Dinophyceae; Prorocentrales; Prorocentraceae. The record is from the annotation of a GenBank genome assembly.
ACCGAGACCCUUCCCGCGAAGACCCUCGCAGGAGUUGCCCCCUGGCUCGCCUCCCUCGCCUCGCCUGCCUCGCCUCAUCUCGUCUCCCUCGCCUCCCGCUGUCCUCCGCCGGUGGCCCAGGAGGGAGGAGGGGGGAGGAGGGCGGGCGCCGCGGCACCUCCCCUGCGCGCCAGCGCGCCGGCGGCACGCCCACGCUCCGCGGCGGCCGCCGAGGCCAUGUCCCCGGAGUGCGAGUCGCAUUGCGUCGACGGCCAGGUCGAGCGCCAGCGCGCGGGCGACGCCCAGCAGGCGGAUGACGGCGAGGAGGAUGAGGACCACGAGGGCUACGCAUCCGAACCCGGGUCCGCGGCCGGGUUCAUGGAGUCAGGCAACGAGACCGACCCCAUCGAGCGUUACAAUCGCGUCAUGCGUUGGCAGAAGCGCCUCCGCAGCAUACAGCAGAGGCUGCACCAGGCGAGGGCCACCGCCGCGGGCUUCGGCGACGGUGCCCACGACCAGCCACAAGGUGGCAUGCGGGGCCCCAGGAGGCGCAUCGGCAGCAUGGCCAUGCAGCUCCGCGAGGGCCCCAAAAAGGUGGUCGGCACCGUGCAGCAGAACCUGCAGCAGCAGAGGCUGAACCUGCAGCAGCGGCAGCACAGCCUGCAGCAGCAGUAUCAGAGGCAGAUGCAGGAGCUCAAGGGCCGCCUCGACCAGGGCCUGUCGAAGGCGCGGUCCUCGAGGGCCAGGCAGCAACGCCACAUGGUGUGUUUCGUCUGCUCGAUGGCCGACCUUGUGGUCACGUCGGUCUGGUUUGGCGCGUCGCCCUGGACUCUCCACUGGUACUAUUCGGUCAAGCUGUCGGCGCUUAUCGUCGCCCGGGCCAUGUGGUACAGCUGGCACGGGUUGCACUAUUUCAUGUUCGACCUUUGUUAUUUCAGCAACCUCUUCCUGCUGGUCUACAUCUGGUUCCUGCCGAACCUCGAGGUGCUCUUCGAGGCCGCGUUCGGGCUGAGCGGCGUCCUGCUCAUUUCCGUCGUCUUGUUCCGCAACUCCUUCGUGCCGCACUCCAUGGACCGCAUCACGUCCUUCAACGUCCACCUCGGCCCAGCGCUGCAGCUUUUCGUCCUCCGCUGGUACUCGAGUGGGCGGCCGGUGUGGUGGUACAAGGACAGGUGUCCGGGCGACGGGCUGCUCCCAGAGGAGGCGCGCAGCUGGCUCGGGCUCGCUGGCGAGCCAUGCGUGUUCAGGAUGCCCGACUCGUACUCCGUGGUCCCCGCGCUUUGCGUGUACGCGGUGUUCAUCGCUGGCUAUUGCCUGAACCAGUUCUGCUGGAACCGCAAGGUCAUCGAGAAGAAGGGCUACGCCACGCUGUAUCACCACAUGGCCCGCGACAUGGGCAUCAUCAACCGCUUGCCCGCGAGGCUGCAGGGCAAAGAGUGGCGCGAUGGCCUUGUCGUCUGA